Messenger RNA from Brenthis ino (lesser marbled fritillary), 2106 nucleotides. NCBI's taxonomy places the organism in Eukaryota, Metazoa, Arthropoda, Insecta, Lepidoptera, Nymphalidae. The record is from the annotation of a GenBank genome assembly.
AUGCUGUUUUUCGUAAAGUGGGUCAACAUUGGAUAUCAUAAUCAAACCAUAUUGAUUACAAUGAAUGAGAAAAAGCUGGUGGAGAAUUUCACGAGUUACAUAAAUGUAUCCCCUAAGAAUAAUGGAGAGAAAAAUGGCUCUGUCCAGGAAUUAAAACCAAAACUCUUAAAUGGCGAGCUCAUCGUGGGCGCCGCGCACAGCGUGGUGAUGCUGGCGCCCCUGAGCGAACGCGAGCGCGGCAGAUUCGGCUCUCUCUUCGUUACAAACUACAAGCUGUCGUUUGUACCAUUAGACAUCUCUAGCAACGAUGAGUAUGGUCAAAAAAAUCAGCUAGUAGGCGUAUUCGAUGUUCCGUUGACGGGCGUCGGGGCGCUGUGGCAAACUGACGGGGGGCCCACCCGGCGGCGGCGGCUCCUGCCGCGCUCUGACGUGCCCGUCAAGUUGAAGGGAUUACAGAUUGUUUGUAAGAACAUGAAAGUAUUAACGUUCAAUUUUGCUAACUCAGCAAUCGGCAACGCAAGGAAAGUGGCGAUGGCGUUAUUACACCAUGCUUUCCCCAAACGACACGACUUACUGUUCGCCUUCGAGUACCGAGAGCCAUAUUACCCCACACUCCCCUCAGAUUUGAACAUGUUCCAAAGACCAAGCGAUUGGAAACGUGAACUAGAGAGAUGUGAUUGUCCUCAUUGGAGGAUAACUUGCAUAAAUGGCACAUCCGAUGCUUUUAUGCUCACAGCUGGUGAAACUCUAAUAGUGCCAAGUUCUGUUUUGGAUUACAAUUUAAUAGAAACGGCAAGGCAUUUUAGGUCAGGUCGAGUGCCAAUAUGGGUGUGGGGAAGGAGCGAGGGGGCUGCCUUGUUGAGGAGUGGUGAGCUCCUGCCCACUGAGCAGUCGGCGACAGCUGAAAGUGUUUUGUUGGAACAGGUUCGUCGAUCGCAUCCAAAAUUAACACCUCCCCAUGUGAUAUAUUUGUGUGGAAACAGUUUUAAUAAUAGUGGAUCGCCGGCGACUUUACCGCCUUUGAAUACAUUGAAUAUGGCGUUCAAGAAAUUGGCUGAUUUAUGUACACCCACCACUCUGUCGGGAUUUUGGAUGCAAGACUCGCAGUACUACUCCAUCCUGGAGUCGAGCCGCUGGCUGCGCCACGUGGCGGCGUGCCUGGCGGGCGCGGACGACGCGGCCGCGCACCUCGCCGCCAACGUCACCGUCGUGCUGCAGGAGGGUGACGGCGUAGAUUACUGCGCGGUGGUCUCGUGCCUCACACAGCUUUUGUUAGAUGAACAUUAUAGAACAAUUACUGGCUUUCAAUCGCUCAUACAAAAAGAGUGGGUUGCACUUGGACAUCCCUUCUGUGAUAGAUUCGGCCUUCCUCGUCCUGGAUCGUCGAAGGAAGAAGCAGAAAGGGAACCGACAGCACAAAUAGCGCCGGUCUUUCUGUUGUUUUUGGACUGUACGUGGCAAUUACAGAGGCAGUUUCCAGCGGCCUUCCAGUUCACGGAGACCUACCUGACCACAUUAUGGGACUGUGCUCACAACCAUCUGUUUGACACGUUCCUAUUUAAUUGUCCGAGGGACAGAGAAUUGGCUGUUUCUAAGAAUUUCGUGCAAAGACCAAUUUGGGACUGGGAGGAACAGUUUUCGGAGCAAGACAUUGCUCUCUUCUACAACCCGCUGUUCUCCGGACCGAUCAGGACUCCAACCACGCACAGACAUUCGCAGUCGCCGGGGGCGGGGGCGGGGGCGGGCGCGCGGCUGUCGCCGUGCACGUCGGUGGCGGGCGCGGAGGUGUGGGCGCAGUGCUACGAGCGCUGGCUGGCGCCGCUGGACGCGCCGCGCGCCGGACACGUGCAGCACUACGUGUUCCACUGCGCCGUGCGCGCGCAGAUACAAAAACUCAACAAUAAGUUAACAUCGCUGUCGAUAAUGAACCGUCAUUCCAACGGCGACACGGAAGUCGAUGUCGCCGCGACGCCCGUCGUCACCCGCUUCUACCCUUUCAGCCUGAAAAGCAACGACGAAGUAGGAAGAAACCUCGAUGCCAUGCAGGUCAGCCUCAUAGAUGCCAGCCAGCUAUUAGACUCUCAAUCCUUACUUAAUGCACCAGAU